Messenger RNA from Sycon ciliatum, 3132 nucleotides. RefSeq names its product pleckstrin homology domain-containing family M member 1-like. The transcript has 22 exons. NCBI's taxonomy places the organism in Eukaryota, Metazoa, Porifera, Calcarea, Leucosolenida, Sycettidae. The coding region runs from base 164 to 2563 and encodes 799 amino acids. The record is from RefSeq and is a predicted model, not a curated record.
UUGUAGCAAGAUACGAAAAUUUGCAAUACGUGAGAUCAACAGGGCAUUGAUGCAUCGCAUGCGGCUCUCUUGUUGCUAGAGAAGACGAGAAUAGAAGUUGAAAUUACCUGGGUGGAGCAUUGUAAAAAUACGGCGGAAGGCUUCGCGUCGUGCACUUUCGAAGAUGUUUCGGCGAAGAGCUGAGGAUAGUGCCGUAACACUGGCACAAUCAGCAAUGUGCUGUGCUCGGGUGAAGGACCUACUGGAACGAUCCGUUCGUGACCUCCAGCAGUACCAAGCCAGUCAUGACUUCCCCGAGAUCAGCAGCUCUCUUUCGCAUGCAAGUGAUGUGUGCGUCGCGCUGGAGGGCGUUUUCCUGCACAACUUCCGCGCGCCGUUCACGGCCAAGAUGUCGUCGUCUCUCGCAAGACUUGGUCGGCGGCAGAGUCAAGAUCACUUGCCGGAAAUUUCCUUCUGGCCGUUCGUGGCACUGUACACGCCGCGCGAUUUCGUUGAGCAGAUCUUCUGCCUACAGCAGAUUAGCACUGAGGUUGGCCAAUGUCGGGCCUGGAUUCGCUUAGCUCUCAAUCACAGCCUCAUUCUGAGCUACGUUGAAGCGAUGCUGGCCGACAAAACUGUACUAACGUCUUGGUAUUCUGAAGGUGCAUUCUUGCUGGACGAGUCAUGUGCUACUUUGCUGUGUUCUCUUGUGAGAGGCCUAAGUAUCUGUGAUUUCAAGCUGAUGUACGAUUGCUCGACGCUGAACACGUGGACGCGACAAGUGCUGCAGAUGGUCGGCAUCUACCAGUCCUACUCCGGUGGCAGUGCAACCAGUUCAAGCGGUGCGGCGUCGGCAAUGACAGAAACAGGCAACGAUGAUGGCCCCGCCGUGAUCAGGCGAUCGAAAAGCGAGUCGGCUAAGCGGCACAAGUCGCGGCACAUCAGCGCCGACAACACUGUCAUACGCGAGCUACACAGCACGCCCGUAAUGGAGGUCGCCGACUCGCCUGGCUCUGGUAGUGGUGCUGGUGAUGUGGGCGCCGUGGCUGCUGCAGUCGGUACUUCACCGCGUGGCGAUGUGGAGCGCAGGGCAUCACUGCCGUCCAGUUUUGCUGACUCGUCGGCCAUGGUGUCUCGCAUGGGAGCCUUCGCUGAGAGCCAAGCAGCUAGUGGAGCUGUAGAAACACCCCCAGCAGCAGCAUCCCCUGCGGUGUCCCUGGGUGAGGAGCCGAUGUCUGGCAUGCAUCGCCAUCAGCCCGUGUCAUCGCCGCCGACGAACAGCAAUGGCUAUUCGUUCCGUCCCGGCACGUCGUUCAAGGGCGGAGGACUGGCCACGGCGGCCAUGUCCGGUGUGACCGAGUGUCGCGUGGAAUCCGUGGCGAUGCCGUCGACGGCCAGGCAGUCGAUAGGCGGCCACGCACACGGCAAACCCGCAGCGCACGGCAAAGUGCCGUCUUCUCCACCGGGUACGCAUGCCUCUCCCGUCACCACGUCGGCAUCCUCCUCCGCCAUGCAGAGUACCUCGGUAUCCAGCAGUGCGGGGACACGGCGAUCUCAACCACAGCCCGUGGCACCAGCACCGUCAUCGCAGCAGCAGCCGCAGCCGUCGCAAGACAAGCCGUCGAAACUGUCGCGCGCCCUGCGCAAGAAGAAGAAAAAGAAAGAGAAGGGAAAGGAGAGGGAUAGCGGCAAGUCGAGGCGAUCCAAGGUGAAAGCAGAGCUCACCGGGACUAUGACGAAGACGGCCGCAGGCCUAGGCUAUGAUGUUGUUAAUGAUGACCUGGGCAGCCAUCAGCCCGUAUCACGCGACGAUAAAUUGGAAGAUGGUCGCCUAGGUCUGAUUCUAAAGAUUUCGAAUGAGCAUGGCUUGGAAUCGCAGACAUAUCAAUGCCACAGUUGUACGCGACCAAUCGGAGUUUUGUUCGGCCCGGCAAAGGUCUGCUCCUACGAUGGCAGGUACUACUGUGCGGAGUGUCACCUGGACGAGGAGGAGCUGAUUCCGGCUAGGCUCGUGCACAACUGGGACUUCCACAAGUACAAAGUGUGCAAAGACAAUCUGGAGGUGUUGCACGUCAUGGAAGAGCAGCCCAUCAUCGACCUGGCCUCAACAAACCCAUCGCUCUACACGCACAUCUCCGAGCUGCAGGAAGCAAAGCUUCUACGAAGUCAGCUGAAAGCGUGCUACACGUACGUGUCCACGUGCAAGGAUCCGAAGAUUCUGGAGGAGUUCCAGAAGCGAUUACCACGGGAGCAUCUUGUCCAGUGUAACGAACACAUCUACUCCGUUCAGGAUUUGAUUCAGGUCCAGUCCGGAGUUCUGGUACCCAGCUUGAAGAAGCUGCUCGCGUUUGCGUCGAAACACAUUCAUGAAUGUGAAGUGUGUCGCAUGAAAGGAUUCAUCUGUGAGAUCUGCAAAGACGAGGAUGUCAUCUUUGCGUUUGACGUGGCCAGCUGCACGCAGUGUGCCCGCUGCCUGGCUGUCUUCCAUCGUACCUGCAAGGCCAAGGUUCCCUGCCCAAAGUGCCAGCGACUAGCCGCACGCCAACAGCGGCUGAUGAGCCAGAGUGACGGCAGCGAUGGCUGACAAUCUAGACGGUAGCAUUGUCUCUGUCUGUCUCUCUAUUUUUUUUAAUUUUCCUCCGUCAUCCGCCACACCAUAGCUGCGCUCUCCAGUCGAGGUCGGCUGGAGCGACCCUUUAUUUAAAUUUACUCCGAGCUAAACUAUACUAUAUCACGUCACGUUCUGGUUUGGGACGUCCCAGUGGUGGAGACAGAAUAAUAUUUUCCGCAUACCGGAGUUGCUUGUCUUUAUAUGUGAAAAAUAACGGAGAUGCAAAUACAUAAUGCUUGUCAAGUUAUCAUGAAAGAAAUUACAUGUAUGGAAGCACUUCCACAUGAAAGAGUAUGCUACCUUAUAUCUACCGGUACAUACUUUUGAAGCAUUCUAUGACAGAGACUUCUGAACAUUUUUUUAAUAAUGAAAUUGUAUGUAUGUUUGCUAGGGAUUUGCUGACAAUCAUCAUAAUCAUCAUAAUCAUCACUUACACAUGAAAUUUUCCUUUUAGGUCUAUCAUCUAGGAAGCAACCAUGAAAUUCACUCAACAUUUUUUUUAUUAGAUUAGGAUUGUCCUGGAGCAAUGAAUGUCGACUGAA